AUGUUAAGACUCUGGGCCCUCGGCCAACGGCCACGUAUUUUCUCAUGUAGAUCAUUGCAUACGACGACUGUGAACAACGCAGCUGCAGCGUCUGACACUACGUCCAGCUCGGCGCCGGAAUGGACACCCACAUCUAUACGCACAGGACUCAUCGCCCGGAAACGCGGUAUGACAGUAAUGUGGGAUGACCAUGGUGCAAGGUUUCCUGUCACAGUUCUUCAGUUAGAGAACUGCCAAGUCACAGCGAACAUUCAGACAGUGCGCAAGGACCAAUCCGAAUACCAUGCUGUUCAAGUUGCUGCCUCAGACAAACGCGAAAAAACCACCACCAAGCAAAUGUUGGGUCACUUCAAGAAGGCUGGAGUGCCUCCGAAACGUAUAGUAAAGGAGUUUCCUGUGACGCCUGACGCGCACGUUCCAGUCGGGACCACACUCUCUGCGAUUCACUUCGUUCCUGGCCAAUUCGUGGAUGUCAUCGCGAACUCCAUUGGCAAGGGGUUUCAAGGGACAAUGAAGCGGUGGAAUUUCAAGGGUCUCCGUGCCAGUCACGGUGUCUCUGUCUCACAUCGCUCUGCUGGAGCCAUUGGUGCUCAUCAGGAUCCUGGUCGCGUAUGGCCAGGUAAGAAGAUGGCAGGUCGACUGGGGGGCGAGCGCACGACGACACAGAAUCUCGCGGUCGUACGCAUUGACAGCUCCCUUGAUCUCAUUUUUGUGCGCGGGUGCGUACCUGGUGUUGACGACGCGCAUGUGAUGGUGCGGGACGCAAAGAAAAAGAUGACAAGUGUAGCCCAAGUGCAACACGCGAAGGGCGAGACCGAUAAGGUGCUUCCCAAGGGUAUCGACAUAAUGCCUUUUCCCGCCGGAACGAGGGAGAUGGCCGCACAGCUUCCUCCAAUCAUUCAAGCUCCCACCCAUCGGAGAAGUCCAUUCAUUCCUAGAUCAUGA
Fibroporia radiculosa is the source of this 945-nucleotide messenger RNA. RefSeq lists its product as uncharacterized. Gene Ontology annotation, cellular component: ribosome; mitochondrial large ribosomal subunit. Lineage: Eukaryota; Fungi; Basidiomycota; Agaricomycetes; Polyporales; Fibroporiaceae. Bases 1 to 945 code for a protein of 314 amino acids. Gene Ontology annotation, biological process: translation. The transcript has 5 exons. Gene Ontology annotation, molecular function: structural constituent of ribosome. The record is from RefSeq and is a predicted model, not a curated record.